CUAAAAGUAAACACCUCCAUCAAUACCAGUGGGACAUUUAUGAUGACUGUGGACCCAUUGAACCUAGUAAUUUAUGAUUCUGUAGUUGAUACUUACCCUCUCACAGAGAACUUAGUCAUGUAUUUUGGAUGAAAUUACCCUGAAGCAUACAAAUUAUCAACGGUGGACGUUAGAAAUUAUACGAUGAUCAACUCUCAAGAGCGACCAUUGAGUAGGAAUCCUUCAGGGAUCGAUUCGAACUCCCCUGGGAAUUGGACCAUCAGGAACUUGGAUGCUACUAAGUUCUAUGGCUCUGUCAAUGAUAUCUCCUUCUCCCUGGGAAUAUUUCAGUUCCCUCAAUGAGUCCCUGAUGAUAAUUUAACUAGGAUUAUUGAUAUAGAUGGAGCAUUUUUUAGUGUUAUUGAUCCAACUCUGUUUAAAAUCAAUGGAUUCUACGGAGAUUUAUCGUAUCCUCAUUACAGACCCACAGAAAUUGUAGCAGACAAUCUACUAUUCACUAAUUAUACAUCUCAAAACCUUGUUAUAUUAGGUCUUGUGUGAAGCGCAAUGGAAAAGAUUCAGUUAAAAAGCAUGAACUUUACUAACUCCACUUUAUUAAAUUCAAUAAUAUUCCUAAGAGGAUUCGGAGAAGUAAGAAUAGGAGACAGUUCUCAGAAUCAGACUAAUAUUUAUAUGGAUACCAUUUCUAUCUCAACUCCAUCAGCUCUUAUCAUUCAAGAUAUAGUUGACUUUGAGCUUCAUAAUAUUGAGAUAAAAUCUUUAGUUGUGACUCCCCAAACUUCACCUCAGUUUUUAUACUUCAAUGCAUUCUCAAACUCUUUGUUCAAUAUAAAAUCAAUGAAAGUGUGUUCAUCUAAUUUUCAAUCUUCUUCACUCAUAUUCACAGAGACACCUUUAAACGUAGUAACUCUGAAUGAUAUUGAAGUUACAGAUUCUGUUAUAAACUCCGGCAGUAAUCUCAUUUCCCUGAAGAACAUUAAAAGCAUCCAAUUUGACUCUGCCAUCUUCAGUGGAGUAACAGUCGCUGAUACUUCAGAUGUUCAAAGUUCAAUACUAAAAAUACAAGAUAAGAACCUUCAGGAUGAUCUCAACUCUACUAUCCAAAAUAUUCAAAUGUCAAAUUGACAAAUCUCAUUAUUUAAAAUUGGAACACUUUCUGGUAGCUCGUCAGGAGAGCAGACCUUCAAAUUUUCCAAUAUUUAUUUUAAUGAUAUGACUAUACCAAGCUCAAGGAGCCUAGUUGAUACAUCUGGAUUUAUUGGUAAUGGAAAUAUCAAAAUCAGUAUGGACAACUUCACAUUUGUUAGAGUCAAUUACACAAGAAAUGGAAACUAUCUAAAAUUCAGUCAUAACCUAGUCAAUGAAAUUGUAGUUGCCAACUCACAUUUCAACAGCUCAGAUUCAUCAUCAAUCCUCUUGGAUAGAUCGAGUGAUGACUCAACCAUCAAAACUUUUGUUAGAUUUGAAAACUGCACCUUUUCAAACAACAUUGUUAAAAGCAUUGCAGCCAUACAAAUCAAAAAUAAUGUGAAGUUAACUAUUGUGGAUUCUGUGUUUACUCAAACUGCUUCACUUUUUGAAAGGUCUACAUUAUUUCAUUGUCAGUAUAAUUCCCAACUUAUCAUUUCUAAUUGAGUGUUUACUCAAAAUUAUGGACUCAUAGCUUCUUUGUUUACCAUUGAAACUGGCUCAUAUGCUCAGUGAGAGAAAUGCACUAUCAACAACAAUUUUGCCCUCUCUGGAGGCUUGAUCGAAGUCCUCAGUAAUGGUCAUUUUAAUAUUGUUAACUCUACAAUAACAGAAAACCAUGCCAUUCAAGUGCCUCUUGCCAAGAUCUUUGAUGCUUCUGAAAUCAGUACAAUCGACAACUCUGAAUUAUUCUUAAAUACCCCUAUAUCAAGUAUUGAAUAUACAUCAGAGAUGGCAUCAUGCUCAAAGCUCUGUUUUUUAAACACAGAAUUCAAACAAUAUGUUACAUCAAAUAAUUUACACAACAUAACAAAUUCAAAAGUGCUUUUUGAAGUAAUAUCAGGGUCAUUUCAUAUUAAAAAUAACUCAAAAAUACACUCAGAAAGCUAUCCUCUAUUAAGCUUGAUGUCUGACAUUCAAAUUGAUUCUUCAACUUUCACAAAUAUAUCUUUUAUUUCAACUUCUAUUCAAGUUGCCACUUCGAACAUCACAUUAAAUAAUGUGACUUUUGAAGAAAUACUGGGAAAUUUAAACUCUGAACUUAUUCUUGGAGAUGUAGGGAGUAACAUUAAACUUACAGAUGUUAGUUACAAAUCAUCAAAUGCAUCACUCUGCAGAAUUAGUUCUAGUGAACUAUAUUUGAACCGAGUGUCCAUCUUAAACAUCCAGAAUUCAAAUGACCUAAUUCAAGUUAAAAAUUCGGACAAAUCAGUGCUGCAAAAUAUUGAAAUUAUAAAUUCGACCGUGACUUCAAAGAGCAUGUUUUUGUUUUCAAGGUCCUCUCAAAUUGUAAUAAUUGGGCUCAAUGUAAGAAGUAAUCCAAUCAAAAAUAUUAUAUCAUUUACUGACUCCCAUGUACAAUUACUGCAAGAUAUUGAUAUCCAGAGCUGCCUGAAAGCUCUUGAAGCUAUUCAGACCACUAUAGAUAUGAUUAAUGGAUCUAUUUUUAGCCAUAAUGGAAAUAUAGCCUCAAGUGUAGGAGGAGCCAUUCUCUUACAAAACAGUAAAGCAAUUAUAGCUAACUCUACUUUCAAUCAAAAUUUUGCAACAAGAGGAGGAGCAGUUGCUUUAGAAUGCACUUCUUUGAUACUUUGAGAUUUAAAAUUAGAGAAUGUAAAUUUUACUAACAACAAAGCAUCUGUUCAAGGGGGAGCUAUAAAUUUCAACUAUAAACAUCCAGCUAUUUCGAGUUGUAAUUUUGUUAAUAACUCUGCUCAAUAUGGACCAGAAAUUGCUAGCUAUCCGGUCAAGAUUCGAAUGGAGCAAGACAUUCAUUCAGACAUGAACAUAUCUAAUGUUGGAUCUGGAGUAGAACUUGGAUAUUUGAUAAAGCUAUCAUUAUUAGACUUUGAUAACCAAACUCUUGUGAUGAACAGUGCUGAUCAAAUCUCCAUAUUUGCUUCAAAUAGUCAAAACUCCUCUGUUCUAGGAACAAAUACAGUACAAAUGAAAAAUGGAGUUUCAGAAUUUGAUGCGAUCCAGUUUGUAUCUAUCAUUGGAAGCAAGAGUGUUAAAUAUAAUGUGGUGUCCAAAGCUAUUGAUAAUACAAAAGUAUCUCAAUCUUUCGGGAGUUCUCUUCUAUCAAACCAAAUCACAGUAGAUUUCAGAUUCUGAAAACCUGGCGAACAGAUUAGUACCGACAACUUAUGCACUAAAUGAUCAGCAGGUACUUAUUCGCUGGCUUGGAAUUCUACGAGUUGUGAAAAAUGAAUCAGAGAUGCCUUUUGACCCGGGAAUGAACAAAUACAAGUCAAUUCUGGGUACUGGAGAAACACAGCAAACUCUACUGAAAUUAAAGAAUGUUUGAUUUCCAAAGCAUGAAAAGGUGGCUAUUUCCCUAAUUUAACCCAUCCUGUGCAAUGACUGGAUGGAUAUUCUGGGGUUUUAUGCACCCAAUGAGUGAUCAUUGAUGAUAGUAAAUACGCUCGAGUAGGAGACUACGAAUGUGAGAAAUGCCCUGAUCCUGCAGCAAAUGCUUUUAAAGUUAUUGGAGUCGGAUUUCUAGUGUUCUGUUUUUUCAUGGUCUUGAUAAUUAUCAAUGUUAAGAAGACAAAGGAAAGUAAUUUAUCAGUCUUGUUCAGAAUUCUAACAAAUUAUAUUCAAUUGGUAUCCACAGCCAUCAGCCUGACAUCAAGCUAUCCAGAAUCAUUUAUAUCUGCAUUCUCUGUUACGGAUGAGGUUGGGACAUCAACAGAGGCUUUUUUAUCUUUUGAUUGAUUUGUAGAAGACUAUGAGAUAAAAGGACCUUUUGAAUCAAAUGCAUUAUUCAAACUAUUUUUAAUGGGUCUUCUUCCAAUUAUACUCUUCAUCAUUGUUUCAUUGAUAUGGGUAAUUAUUAAGCUUAUCAAGCCACCCUUUGUUAAAAGCCUCGAGAGAAAUCUUGUGAUAUCUUUUAUUUCAAUUUUGUUUCUUCUCCAUCCAGCUAUCACCAAGAGAAGCUUUGAGCUGUUCAGAUGCGUCGAUAUAGAGGAUGGCAUCAGUCAAGUACGCCUCGAUAUGCAGAUUGAGUGAUAUUCUGAUGACCAUUUGGGAUACAUAUAUACAAUUGCAGCUCCAAUAAUAUUUGUUUGGGUAAUCUCAGUACCAUGCAUUGCCCUCCUCCUUCUGAUUAAAUAUAUCAAUCAGCCAGGCCAAAAUAAGAUUAAAGUAUACUUUUUGAUUCUUGUCCAAGGCUUGAAAGAGGAUAAAUUUUAUUGGGAGUUCGUGAAUACUGCUCGAAAAAUAUCAGUAAUCAUUACAUUCCCAUUCAACACUACAACAAGGCUCUUUUGAGCUCUCUUUGUAUUAAUAGGAUUCACCAGGCUCAACAGCAAGCUUAAGCCAUACAGAGAAGAGUCUUUUAACUACCUAGAAAUAACAGGAUCUAAUGCAGGAAUAAUCAUGCUUGCAGCAGGGUUGAUCUACUCUCGAGAUGAAGAAGUAAACAUACUCAACUUUUUAAUGAUGAUCGUUGUAUUCAUAUCCAAUGCCUAUUUCAUCCUCGAUUGGAUAUACCAAUUCUUAAUGCUCUACAGGAAGAAGUACAGAUUAAUCCGCCCAAUCCUCACUCUCUUUGGAAGAGUCCUGCUCAAAAAGAAAAUACAAAUGGAGACUAAGAAAGUUAAGAAGAAAUUUCUAGGAUCUGUAGUCCGAUCAAAGAAGAAGAAAAGGUCCCAAAAGAGACUUAAGAACAAGAAAUAUAUCAAAGGAGCUAAUAGGAGAAAACAUAAAUUACAAAAGAAAUUUAUAAAACUGGAAAAGACAUCCAAGAGGGAUUCAUUCAACCUCAACAAACUAGCAGGAAAUUUAGUAUCCCUAGAAGGUCUAAGUCAAACAGACAAAAAUCUGGUUCUUGGCAAACUAAGCUCAAUGAGGACAAAGAGCUUGAUCAAACCAUCUGAAAGAUUACAGAAGAAACCUGAACAAAGAGAAAGAAUACCAACUUUAGAAGAGAGUUUACCUUUAGGGAAUAUGUUUGCUUUGAAAAGGCUGGGAGAAUUCACUCCAAGAAAAAAUGUAAUAAUGGAGGAAACAAAAGAACAAAUUGACGAAGAAGAGCUCUCAGUCAAUAAAUCAAAAAAUUUUGAGGAAGAAAAGAAAUUGCCAAACUCUGCACUUAAAAACUACUUUCAAGACAUUUCAGAAUCAGACUAUUAA
Moneuplotes crassus is the source of this 5325-nucleotide messenger RNA. Lineage: Eukaryota; Ciliophora; Spirotrichea; Euplotida; Euplotidae. The record is from the annotation of a GenBank genome assembly.